Dioscorea cayenensis subsp. rotundata (Guinea yam) is the source of this 1812-nucleotide messenger RNA. Its product is annotated as UPF0051 protein ABCI8, chloroplastic-like. The record is from RefSeq and is a predicted model, not a curated record. Gene Ontology annotation, biological process: iron-sulfur cluster assembly. Lineage: Eukaryota; Viridiplantae; Streptophyta; Magnoliopsida; Dioscoreales; Dioscoreaceae.
CUUCUUCUUCUUCUUCUUCUUCUCGACAUCCUUCUCCAAUGGCUUCCUCCCUCUCCUCCGCCUCCUCCUUCUCCCCUUCUCUCCACUCCACCGCAUCCAUCUCCAACCCCUCCCCGUUCCUAUUCUCCUAUAGAAUCCCGCUCCCCAUCCGCAAACCCCUUUCAAGGAUCCGCUGCAUCGGCACACGACCCGAGAGCGAGGUUUCCUCGCAAGAUCCCAUCCAGAAGUUCCUCAAUCGCGACUACAAAUGGGGCUUUGUCUCCGAUAUCGACACCUUCUCCAUCCCCAAAGGCCUCUCGGAAGCCACCGUGCGCUCCAUCUCCAACAUCAAGAACGAGCCCCAGUGGCUGCUUGACUUCCGCCUUGCCGCUCUUCGCCGCUUCCUCUCCAUGCGCGAACCACGAUGGUCGGACAACGUCUACCCGCCACUUGAUCUCCAGUCCAUCUGCUUCUACUCCGAGCCUCGCCGGAAACCUACUCUGGCGAGCCUUGAUGAUGCUGAUCCAGAGCUUAUUGACACCUUCCGCAAGCUAGGGAUCCCGUUGAAUGAGCAGAAGCGGCUGGCUAAUGUCGCCGUUGAUGCGGUUCUUGAUUCUACAUCCAUCGCUACUACUCAUCGGGAAACCCUAGCUAAGGCUGGGGUUAUCUUUUGCUCCAUUUCUGAGGCUGUGAAGGAAUAUCCGGAUCUUGUGAGGAGUUAUCUCGGGAAGGUUGUUCCAAUGGAGGAUAAUUACUACGCUGCGCUCAAUUCGGCUGUGUUCAGCGAUGGAUCGUUUUGCUAUGUUCCGAAGAACACUGUGUCGCCGAUGGAGAUCUCGACCUAUUUCCGGAUCAAUGAUCGGGAGACGGGCCAGUUUGAAAGGACGCUUAUUAUUGCGGAAGAAGGUAGCUUUGUCAGUUAUCUCGAAGGGUGCACAGCUCCUUCAUACGAUAAGAACCAGUUGCACGCGGCUGUGGUGGAGCUAUAUUGUGCGGAAGGGGCGGAGAUUAAGUACUCUACCGUGCAGAAUUGGUAUGCUGGGGACAAGGAUGGGAAGGGUGGCAUUUAUAAUUUUGUCACAAAGAGAGGCCUUUGUGAUGGAAAUCGGUCGAAGAUUUCAUGGACGCAGGUUGAGACAGGGUCAGCCAUCACGUGGAAGUAUCCAAGUGUUGUGUUGAAGGGGGAUGAUUCAGUGGGAGAGUUCUACUCUGUGGCAUUGACAAAAGACUAUCAGCAGGCUGAUACGGGGACUAAGAUGAUUCAUAUAGGGAAGAAUUCGAGGAGUAGGAUUGUUUCUAAAGGUAUUUCAGCUGGAAAGUCGAGGAAUUGCUACCGCGGUCUUGUUCAAGUGAUGUCUAGGGCGGAUAACUCUAGGAACUUUUCGCAGUGUGAUUCUAUGCUCAUUGGUGAUACGGCUGCGGCCAACACUUACCCUUACAUUGAGGUUAAGAAUCCAUCAGCUCGUGUGGAGCACGAGGCAAGCACAUCCAAGAUCGGCGAGGAUCAGCUGUUCUAUUUCCAGCAAAGAGGUAUAGACCACGAGAAGGCUAUAGCAGCAAUGAUUGGCGGCUUCUGUAGGGAUGUCUUUGACAAGCUCCCUCUCGAGUUCGCAUCGGAGGUAAAUGCAUUGAUGAAUGUAAAGUUGGAGGGAUCUGUGGGUUAAUUUAGUCAGAACAUUUCCCCCACGAGAAUUUCAAAUGAUAUCUAUCUAGUUAUGAUAAAAGAGGUUUAACUUGUAUUGUAAAUUGAGAUGUUGAUAGUUGUACUACAGUGUGAAAACUACAGGAUACAAUAAUGAUGCAAAUGGCAUUCUCUCUCUUUGAUUUGUAACA